Paramuricea clavata is the source of this 441-nucleotide messenger RNA. The record is from the annotation of a GenBank genome assembly. NCBI's taxonomy places the organism in Eukaryota, Metazoa, Cnidaria, Anthozoa, Malacalcyonacea, Plexauridae.
AUGCCAGAAGUGACAAUCCGAAUGCAUACAUCAGAUAAACCUUGGAUUACCCCAAAAAUAAAGGCACAGAUUAAAGCUAGGCAAAAGGCUUACUGCCGUGGUGAUAAACCCAAGUACGACCAAUUAUGUAAAAAGGUCUCAAAGUUAAUUCGGAAUGCAAAACAAUCGUUUUAUCAUACCGAAGGGAGAGAUCUUCGUCAAAAAGAUCCUGCAAAAUGGUAUAAAACUGUCUAUACUCUUUUGGGUGCUGAAACGAAUCAUAACUCUUUACAAACUCCAUCUAAUGAAGAUCUGUCAAAGGUUGCUGAAAACCUACAAACUGCUUUUACAAACCCAUGGAAAGAUAUCAAUGUUGACCUCCCGGACAUAAAUGAAGUUAAUCACUUACUUAAGGAUACGUCACCACCGCUACCUUCCUUAGGGCAAGUACGUCCUGCCUAA